AUGGGAAGGACUGGUAAUGUGAAAAAAUGCCCCUUGGUUUCUGAGGCUGUUAGUAAGGAGCUAUGGGAAUACUUCAAUCGUCAGAAAGAAAAGAAGGUAGUUGAUCGAACCCGAGUUCCUACUGAUCUUGAUCUUGCAAGCCUAGGAUAUGGUGAAAGUGAAAGUGAAGAUGAACUUGUGGCCUCAACCGCACAAGCUAGGAGGAAGACUAAUAUUGGAACAAAGAAUAUUACUAAGUCUAAAAAGGGGCCAAUGGACUUGUUUGUGAGAAAUCCUGAAGAUGCAAUCAAAAAAAGAAAAAAGGAGAAUUUGAGGCAAGAAAAUAUCAGGGCUUCAUGUGAUAAAGAAGCCACUGCUAGGGUCCAUCAAUACAUAGCUCGCUUUUGGUAUCAAGCUGGUUUGUCCUUCAAUGUUAUCAAGUUGAGCAGCUUUGACGAAAUGGUUCAAGCAAUUGGUUGCUUUGGUAAAAACUUGCGAGUUCCUAGCUAUCAUGAAAUCAGAGUUCCACUCUUGCAAAAGGAAGUGGAUUAUACUGAAAAUCUUAUGAAAGGUCACAAGGAGGAAUGGGCCAUGAAUGGGUGCUCUAUUAUGUCAAAUGCAUGGACCGAUCGGAAGCAAAGAUGCUUGAUCAACUUCUUGGUUAACUCUCCUGCUGGGACUAUGUUUGUGAAAUCCAUUGAUGGAUCUGAUUUUGUGAAGACUGGGCAGAAGUUGUUUGAGAUGCUUGAUACUCUUGUGGAGGAGAUAGGAGAGGAAAAUGUUGUUCAAGUUGUUACCGAUAACGAAAGCAACUAUGUCUUGGCUGGUAAGUUGUUGGAAGAGAAGAGGAAGAACCUUUACUGGACUCCUUGUGCUGCUCAUUGCGUGGACUUAAUUCUUGAAGACAUUGGGAAGAUUCCUUCGGUUAAGAAGACAAUUCGGAGUGCCAUAUCUCUUGUUGGGUUUAUUUAUAGUCAUUCAAGCACUUUGAGCUUGUUGAGGCAUUGCACCAACAAAAGGGAGUUGGUAAGGCAUGGGGUAACAAGAUUAGCUACAUCCUUCCUAUCAUUAGAAAGGAUUUUGCAAGAGAGACCAAGACUUAAGAUCAUGUUUGCUUCCGAAGAGUGGUACGAGAACAAGUUGUCUAAGAGUGCUAAAGGGAAGGCAGCAACAAAAACUGUGGUUAAGCCUUCUUUCUGGAAACAUGUGAUUUACACUAUUAAGGUGAUGUCUCCUCUUGUUGAAGUGCUGCGUUUGGUUGAUGGUGAGAAGAAACCUGCCAUGGGGUAUAUUUAUGAGGCAAUGUGUAGGGCUAAAGAAACCAUUGCAAACAGCUUCGACAAAGAUGAAAGCAAAUACGAAGAUGUGAUGAAGAUCAUUGAUGAGAGGUGGUCUUGCCAACUCAAUAGGCCAUUGCAUAUUGCUGGACGCUUCUUCAAUCCAGAAUAUUACUAUGACAAUCCUGGUAUGGAGUUCGAGAGAGACGUUAUGUUGGGAGUGUAUCAAGUUGUUGGGAGGUUGGUGAAAGAUGAAAGUCUUCAUAACAAGAUCACUGAAGAGAUGCAUAUUUAUAAGACUGCAGAUGGUAUGUUUGGACAUAAAUUAGCAAUAGACCAAAGGAAGACCAUUACUCCAGCUACAUGGUGGAGAAGCUUUGGUCAUUCAGCACCAAAUUUGCAGCGCCUUGCCAUGAAAGUAUUGAGUUUGACAUGUAGUGCAUCCGGGUGUGAGCGCAAUUGGAGUGUGUUUGAGCAGAUUCAUUUCAAGAAGAGAAAUAGGCUUGAGCAUAAGAAAAUGCAUGAUUUGGUUUAUGUUAAAUAUAACCAAAAGCUCAAGCAAAGACAUAACUAUAGAGAUGAGAUUGACCCCAUCACUCUCAACAAUAUUGAUGACUGUAAUGAGUGGCUUGUGGGAGACAUGAUGGAUGAUGAUAUGGUUCAUGAUGGAGAUGAUACUCUAUCUUGGAAAACUGUCUAUGAGGCUUCGGGGCUUGGAGAACCUAUGACAUAUACUAGGCGGAGAACAAGUAUGCAAAAAAAGAAAAGUGAUUCAAGUGCAGCAAAAGCUUCUAAAAAAGGUGGCACAUCUUCAACUUCAUCAUCUCAAUCCGCAAGGGCUGCAACCGCAAGAGGAAAGAGGCAUGUUGGUCAAGAAGAUGAUGAAAAUGAAUGGCAAGAGAUUCUUGCUGAAGUGGCGGAAGAGCAAGCUGAAGAAGAUGGAUUUGAGGAUGAGGAUUCAGAUUCAGAAGGAGAAGAGGAAGAGGGAUAUGCUGCACUAGAUGGCAUUGACACUCAAGUUCACUACACUACAUUAGGAUUGGAUGAUUAG
This is a messenger RNA of Lotus japonicus, 2307 nucleotides long. RefSeq lists its product as uncharacterized. Bases 1 to 2307 code for a protein of 768 amino acids. Gene Ontology annotation, molecular function: protein dimerization activity. The transcript has 3 exons. NCBI's taxonomy places the organism in Eukaryota, Viridiplantae, Streptophyta, Magnoliopsida, Fabales, Fabaceae. The record is from RefSeq and is a predicted model, not a curated record.